Molecule: messenger RNA, 1062 nt
Organism: Apiotrichum porosum
Lineage: Eukaryota; Fungi; Basidiomycota; Tremellomycetes; Trichosporonales; Trichosporonaceae
Gene: TSF1
Product: Elongation factor Ts, mitochondrial
Exons: 1
Coding region: 1-1062 (353 amino acids)
Biological process (GO): mitochondrial translational elongation
Cellular component (GO): mitochondrial matrix
Molecular function (GO): translation elongation factor activity; protein binding
Source: RefSeq, a predicted model, not a curated record
AUGCUCGGCUUCCCUUCGGCUCUCCGCCACGGCUCCGCCGCCAUCCGCUCCGGCAGCGGCAUGGCUCGCUACCUCUCCACCUCGGCGCCGGCCUUCAACGCCCCCGUCAAGGUGCCCGUGGCCCUCAUUGCCAAGCUGCGCAAGACCCACCCCGUGCCCAUGGCACAGGCUCGUGAGGCGCUGGAAAAGUCCAACCUCGACGUCGACGCCGCUGUCGCCUACCUGAGCAGCGCUACCUCGGCCUCGGCUCAGAAGAAGGCCGCCAAGGUCGCCGACCGUGUCACCUCGGAGGGCACUGUCGCUGUUUCGCUCCUCGGCGGCCGCCGUGUGGCCAUGGUGCAGCUCGCGUGUGAGACAGACUUUGUCGCCCGCAACGACGUCUUCCUCAAGGCUGCCCGCGGUAUCGCCGAGACCGCUGCGUUCCUGGACGUCCCCACCGACGACCCGGCAUCGCCCGUCCCCCAGCCUGCCCAGGACGCCAUCCAGGUGUUCCCCAACGACGCCCUCCUGUCGGCUCCCCUCAUCUCGGUCCCCGCCGACGGCACGACCGCCGCUGCCCCCUCGGAUGAGGCCCAGACCGUGCAGCAGGUCCUCCUUGCGUCUCUCCAGCAGACCAGCGAGAACCUCAAGCUCGUCCGCGCCGCCUCGUUUGCCGCCCCCUUCCCCUCGACCCCCACAACCCGCAUGGUUCCCGGCGCCUACACCCACGGCGGUGACGACACCACGGGCAAGGUCGGCGGUAUCGUCGUUCUCUCGGUCGAGGGUGCUGGUGACAAGCCCAUUGCCGCCAUGAUUGCCGCCCCCGAGGGCGCUCAGCUCGACACCGACCUGCAGGCCCUCGCCCGCAACCUUGCCCGUCAGGUUGUCGGUUUCCCCACCAAGGCCCUCGUUGCCGGUGAGGGUGUCGAGGACGAGGAGGCCCUGCUCUCGCAGACUGCUAUGCUGCUGGGCUCGGACCAGAAGGUCGCCGACGUUGUCGCCAAGUGGGGCGAGGAGCGGGGCGUCAAGGUGUCCAUCGUCGACAUGAGGAGGUGGGCCGUUGGUGACGCCAUUGAGGCUUAA